AUGGAUUGUUUGCUUUGGAAUUGUCAAGGGGCGAGUGGAAGGCCGUUUCGCCGCACCCUUAAACACAUUCUACAGGUCUACAAGCCCAAUAUCUUGGGAUUGUUUGAACCCAAGGUGUCUGGUGAUCAAGCUAACAGAAUCUGCUCUCAGCUCGGGUUUUCGGACUGGGUUCGGGUGGAGGCCGUUGGCUUUAGCGGAGGCAUUUGGGUACUUUGGAAGGACCCGGUGCGCAUCUCAAUUGUAUUCACUCACCCUCAGUUUGUUUUACUACAUGUCCAACAGGAUGGGCAACCGCCUUGGGUUUUUGCACCAGUAUAUGGAAGCCCGACGCAUCACCUCAGGCGCCGGCUAUGGCACGACCUAUCUCAAUCGAAACGUGGUCCUUUAGGCCCAUGGUUAGUUGCCGGGGAUUUCAACUACGUCAUGAAAAGAGAAGAAACGGCCAACUAUAAUUCUUUUUCAUCCCAAAGGAGCUCGGAGUUUGCCGCAUGGAUUCAGGAUGAGGGCCUCAUCGAUUUGGGCUUUUCGGGGCCCAAAUUGACGUGGGUCAAAGAAGGUUCGGCUGAAGUCAUCAAGGGGGCUCGGCUUGAUCGGGCGUUAUGCAACCUCGAAUGGCGCAUCCGGUUCCCGGAUGCCUCUGUGGAACAUCUGCAGAGGGUGGCUUCAGAUCACACCCCGCUUCUGAUCAGGUUGUUUGGGGGCCGAAGGGAUACUAUCUCUAACCCGUUCCAUUUUCGUUUUCAGGCAGCUUGGCUCGCACACCAGGAUCUGCCAACACUGGUGCAAAGGUCUUGGGACACGGGAAGAGGGUUGACCGAUAACAUACAGAAGAUUUCCCACGACCUGUCUGACUGGAAUAAAACAAUUUUUGGGAAUAUAUUUAAAAGGAAAAAAGUGCUACUAUCCAGGCUUGGAGGUAUCCAACGGAUUCUUGCUUCUACAUAUCACAGAGGCCUAUGUAAGCUUGAAAAGAAAUUGCAAAUUGAGCUCGAGGAAACGUUGUACCAAGAAGAGCUGUUAUGGUUCCAGAGAUCGAGGGAAGACUGGAUAACAGCAGGGGAUAGGAAUACUGCUUUUUACCAUGCAGCUGCCACGGUAAAUAAAUCACACACUAGGGUGACAAAGCUUCUGGACGAGAAUGGUAACUGGCUCAUUAAAGGUGAAGGGCUACGACAACAGGUCAGGAAUUUCUACAUCUCUCUUUUUACUGACACUUCGGCAGCAACGGGGCCUUUGAAUCUGGAGGCAAGGUUCCCGAGACUUAGACGCAGGGACUGGAGGGUGUUCAAUAGGGCAGUCACCAAGGAUGAAGUAUAUAAGGCUGUUUGCGACAUGAAGCCGUUUAAAGCUCCGGGCCCAGACGACCUGCCAGCGGGGUUUUACCAACAUACGUGGGAAACAACAGGCGAUAGCAUCUUUAAUUUGGUGGCUAAUGCUUUCCAUUUUGGCGAGCUCCCGGAAGGUUUAAAUGAUACCCUCGUCGCGCUUAUCCCGAAAAUUCGCCCCCCGGAAACGGUCAAACAUUUUAGGCCUAUAAGCCUAUGUAAUGUAAGCUAUAAGAUACUAACUAAGACCAUUACUAAUAGAUUAAAGUGUAUCUUGCCGCAGGUUAUAGGGCCGCACCAGAGUUCUUUCGUACCAGGGAGACAAAUUACGGAUAAUGUGUUAGUGUAUCAAGAAGUUAUGCACACCAUGAAGGAGGCGCGUGGAAAACAAGGAUACAUGGCCAUCAAGCUGGACCUGGAAAAGGCCUAUUACAGGCUGUCAUGGGAUUUCAUUAAAGACACGCUGGUUCAGGCAGGUUUUAAUGAAAUCUGGGUUACACUAAUUAUGUCUUGUAUUUCUACAUCCAGGUUGGCUAUUAUCUGGAACGGGGAAAGGCUCGAUUAUUUCAGACCCAAGAGAGGCAUACGUCAGGGAGAUGCUAUGUCACCAGCCAUAUUCGUGAUGUGCAUGGAACGACUGAGUCACUUAAUUUGCUCCGAGGUCGCCGAGAGGGUUUGGAAAGGCAUCCAGCUCGCGCCUGACGGGCCCGUCCUGUCACAUCUUUGCUUUGCUGACGACAUGGUUUUGUUCACCGAGGCGUCGAUAGCCCAAGUUGACAUUGUCCAAAGAUGUCUGGACUCCUUUUGUACGGCAUCGGGGCAGAAGAUAAGCUUAAGUAAAUCUCAGGUCUAUUUUUCAAAAAAUACGGAUCCAGGUGCGGCUGCUGCGAUAACGCACAAGCUGGGUAUAGAGGCGACCUCAGACAUGGGACGGUAUCUAGGUGUGCCUUCAAUUCACGGUCGGGUCACGUGCAAUACUUACGCGGGCCUGUUAGAACGCAUCACGAGCAGGCUGGAAGGGUGGAAGGCCAAAACACUAUCUCUUACUGGAAGGGUCACCUUAGCGAAGUCCGUUCUGAACGCUAUCCCGGUCUACACCAUGCAGACUGUAGAUCUCCCGAAAGGUAUUUGCGCAGAGAUUGAGAAACGAACCAGAAGAUUUAUUUGGGGCACAAAUGCGAUUUCAGGAGGUAACAAGAUGAGCUUAGUCGACUGGGGCCUGGUUACAACAGCGAGAGCGAAUGGUGGUCUCGGGCUACGAAAGAUGCACGAAAUGAAUAUGGCGUGUAUGACUAAACUCUGUUGGAGAUUUAGGACGGAAUCAAGGGCCCUUUGGGCGACGACUUUAGCCACAAAAUAUAAGUGCCAAUCAGAAUCGCGGAUGGACAGCGCUAGUAGAAGAAGCAGUUCAAAUGUCUGGAAAGGCAUGUGUCACGCGAGCAACUGGCUGGAGAAGGGACUUGUGCGGAUAGUGCGCAAUGGUAUGAGUACACGUUUUUGGAUGGACAAGUGGCUCAGGCCAUAUGCUCUGUAUGAGAAGAUGACCCGUCCGGCAAGCUUCCCCGAAUUAUAUUCGAAUGUUGCCGAGUACUGGGAUCACACCAGGGGCUGGAAAUGGGAAGUUAUAGAACAGUAUCUGCCUCCAGAAGAGGUGGACUAUCUGGCAGGUUUUGUUAUGGCGGAGGACGAUGCAACUGACAGUUGGGGGUGGGGCCCAGACCAACGGGGUGUAUUCACAGUGAAGUCUGCUUAUGGGAUGAUUAAUGGAAUACCAGACAGGGACACAGACAAGACCUGGAAGUUGAUAUGGACGAUGAGAGUGCCAGCGAGAGUUUCCAUGUUCAUGUGGCUUGUGCGACAUAAACGGAUUCUCACUAAUUGCGAACGGGCUAGGCGCCAUCUCACCAUUAAUACAUGUUGUUUUCGUUGUGCAGGACAAGCAGAGGACCUACAUCAUCUCUUUCGAGGUUGUGUAGCAUCGAGACAAAUCUGGGAGGAUGCUUUACAUCGGCGAACAGCUGCUCACCUACGCGGAUUAGACUGGACAGAUUGGUUUGAAACCAAUCUUCGAGGAGAUGCCAACCGUGGUUUUCUAGAAGGAUGGCCGGAGCAGUUUGCAUGUCGGAUUUGGUGGCUGUGGCGAUGGAGAAACGACGAAUUGUUUAAUGGAAACAUCUUGCUCGUCGAACAAAAGAUUUCUUGGCUGCGCAGGUACGACAAUGAGGUGGCGGGGGCUUUUGGGAGAAAUUGGCGUCCGCUGAACAGGGCGCCGUGCACGGUUGUUGCACAGCUGGCUUGGAAGAGGCCGUUGGCAGGAUGGUGGAAGCUAAAUGUUGAUGGCUGUUGCAGACAAAACGGUGUGGCGAGCUGUGGAGGAGUGCUGAGAGAUAAGGAUGGCAGGUGGUGCCGAGGUUUCUCGUACAAGAUUGGGAGAUGCUCCAUUGAAGCUGCGAAGGCGUGGGGAGUGUUAAAGGGACUGCAAAUGGCCAGAAACUAUGGCGCCAUGAGGAUUAUCCUUGAGUGCGAUUCGAAGGGUGUGGUAGAGAGCCUGCGAAAGAAAGUUGAUUGGCAGACCCAUUGCCAAAACAUCGGAAAGCUGUGCGUACGAGAGGCGGCUUGCUUGGAGGAGAUCCGGUAUGAGCACAUCUAUAGAGAACAAAACAAGGUGGCAGACAAGCUGGCGUCUCUGGGAGGUCCAAGUGAGAGAGGCAUCCGUAUGUUUGCAGACCCUCCGCCGGAGGUUCUGGAGUUGAUGGACAUGGAUCGAAUUGGAGCUUCAACUCCAAGGAGAAUUGCUCAGGCGACUCGUAAGGGUGGCUUGAUGCUUUGUUUGGAUGCCAAGAGGAGACUGACGAUCAAACCAGACAAGGUGGAAGGGUUUGAACCUCCAUUUAUGAAGUUCUCACCGGUUGUCCAACCUGAUCUUUACGAUGAAAUUCUGAAUAUGGGAAAUUCAGAAUACCUUCACUAUUUGAAGCAACUGACUUUCGGACCGGUUCUACCCCCUCCUGGUUUCGAAGGGCUCUACCAAACCUCCACCUCCACCAGAGCCUCUUCCGAAGUUUCCACCAAGUCUACCAAUUCUUGCACCUCUGCCACAAGAAGUUCCUGCUCCUCCACCCCCUCCUCAGAUGCCGUGUCAGUACGAGAAGAAGUAAGAGGACAAGUGUCAAAAGAAGUAAGAAGGGAUAUACCAGUUGAAGUUGCAGUAGAAAUUGCUACUGGGAGUAGACAACUAAUCAGAGAGGAUUUAUCUAGUGCAUUGGCAGUAAACAAUACCGAGUCUACCGUGCCUAUCAUGGACCCUGUUCUAGAAGAUGAGAAUUUGUAUACAGACACCUGUACCAGAACAGAGUUUUUAGAAGAAGAGAUUGGUGAUCUGAAUCAAGAAGUCGAAUCACCUGAAGAAGAAGAAGAGAUGCAACUUGUAGACACAAUCGUUCUCACUGAUCCGAGAAGGAGUCCAUUCGGAUCUCCUCAAAAUAUUAUGCAGACAAGUGAUCAAGAAGAUGGCAUAUUUACAUCCUUAUUUGCCAAAGUUGCCGAAUCCGGGUGA
Messenger RNA from Ipomoea nil (Japanese morning glory), 4881 nucleotides. RefSeq lists its product as uncharacterized. The transcript has 3 exons. Lineage: Eukaryota; Viridiplantae; Streptophyta; Magnoliopsida; Solanales; Convolvulaceae. Gene Ontology annotation, molecular function: nucleic acid binding; RNA-DNA hybrid ribonuclease activity. The record is from RefSeq and is a predicted model, not a curated record. The coding region runs from base 1 to 4881 and encodes 1626 amino acids.